Telopea speciosissima is the source of this 1557-nucleotide messenger RNA. RefSeq names its product polygalacturonase At1g48100. Gene Ontology annotation, biological process: carbohydrate metabolic process. The coding region runs from base 72 to 1490 and encodes 472 amino acids. The transcript has 9 exons. The record is from RefSeq and is a predicted model, not a curated record. Lineage: Eukaryota; Viridiplantae; Streptophyta; Magnoliopsida; Proteales; Proteaceae. Gene Ontology annotation, molecular function: polygalacturonase activity.
UAGAGCAUCUCACCUGAAGCUCUAACAAGAGUUCAAAUUCUCUCUGCUUAAAAAAAAAAAAAAAAACAGGGAUGAAGAAAGACACAAAUUUCUUUCUUCUCUUCAUUCUGCUUCUCUUGAUUGUGAUACUCAUUGACUCCUCUGCAAGUUUAGUGGAGGCAAGGAAGGAUAAUAAGAAGCAUCAGAAACAGAAGAAACGGUCUGGCAACAAUCAAACUGCUGCUGGACCAGUGCAUUCUCCUGUACCUUCUCAUGCUCCAUCUCCUUGCUAUGGUCCAUAUCCUACCCACUCAACCAUUUUUGAUAUCUUGUCUUUUGGAGCCAAGGGUGAUGGAGUUUCAGAUGACUCAAAGGCCUUUGAAGCAGCAUGGAAAGCUGCCUGCAGGGUUACUGGAGCCACAGUGGAAAUCCCAUCAGAAUUCAGGUUUCUAGUCAGACCAUUAACUCUCCAAGGCCCAUGUAAGCCUCAUCUUGUUCUUCAGAUAGAUGGGACUCUCUUAGCUCCUCCAAAGGUAGGUGCCUGGCCGAAAUCCAGCUUGUUUCAAUGGAUAAACUUCAAGUGGAUUCAUAACUUCACCAUCCAAGGAACUGGUACUGUUGAUGGCCAAGGUUCUGCUUGGUGGAAUCCCUCAGGAAUCAACUAUGUUCAGAAGCUAUCCAAACAUAUACCAGAUCUGAAACCAACUGCUUUGAGGUUCUAUGGAAGCUACAAUGUGAUUGUUAGGGACAUAACCAUCAUAAACAGUCCUGGGUGCCAUCUAAAAUUUGAUGGCACUGGAGGAGUUAAGGUUGACAAUAUUACAAUCUCUUCACCUGGUGACAGUCCCAACACUGACGGCAUUCACCUUCAAAACGUCCAUGAUGUGGAAAUAAAGCAUUCCAACAUUGGAUGUGGAGAUGAUUGUGUAUCCAUACAAACUGGGAGCACUAAUGUUCAUGUUCAUCAUGUGAACUGCGGCCCUGGUCAUGGUAUUAGUUUAGGAGGGCUAGGGAAAGACAAAACUGUGGCAUGUGUAUCUGGCAUUACCAUUGAAAACAUCAAUGUUCAAAAUGCUCUAUCUGGAGUGAGGAUCAAAACAUGGCAGGGAGGUAUGGGAUCUGUGAAGAAUGUUUCAUUUUCCAACAUUCAAGUUGUCGAUGUGGAGAUUCCGAUCAUGAUCGACCAGUACUACUGUGACAAGAUGAAAUCUUGCAAGAACCAGACAGAAGCAGUGGCAAUAACAGGAGUCAAGUAUAAUCAGAUUACUGGGACUUACUCAGUGCAACCCAUUCAUCUGGCAUGUAGUAACAAUGUUCCUUGCAUUGAUGUCGAUCUAAUCGACAUCCAGUUACAGCCAUCACCGGGUUCUACUGGGUUUCAACAGGGUUUGUGUUGGAACUCUUAUGGGAAGUCACAGGCCCCCCUUGUUCCUUCAACCAUUGAUUAUUGCUUGCGUAGGGGUGGUAGUUGGGCUAAGCAACCAGCAAGAUCAAAUGACCACUCUUGUUAGCAAGGCCUAACUUAUCUUGCCACACUUCUGUAAUUAUAUUUAGGGAGAGGAUUUUCUUAAGAAAUGG